Messenger RNA from Acanthoscelides obtectus, 2195 nucleotides. The record is from the annotation of a GenBank genome assembly. Lineage: Eukaryota; Metazoa; Arthropoda; Insecta; Coleoptera; Chrysomelidae.
UGUCGAGCAAGUUUCCCGGUAAAGUGAACGUGUAUGACCGGUCUUAAUUUCAUGUCAGGGGUGAGAGACAGUGGAACGGUUUUAAUUAUUUGAUGUUAUGGUUAUGUUUAUUAUUUAACUCUUGUCCAAUUCCAUGUCCUAGAGCGUCGAGUAGUUUCUUUGUGACGAGAAUGAUAAAAAAUGGGCGAUAAAUUUUCAAACAAUUACCCUAACAGCUAUCAUCAAUUAUCCAAGCAAAUUCAGCAGAGUGAGAUGCCAUACUACCCAUAUCUAACUAUACCUAUAGGUAAUACAUUUUCCCCCAAUUUUCCUGAAAUGCAUUCGAAUUUAACUGCAAAUACUCCCCGGAAUCAAGGCAUGGCUUCAAACAUGUAUUUCGAGCAGCCUGAUGCUCAGAAUUGGGAAAAUAGGGCAUUACCUGAUGUUGAGAAAGUGAUAAAGUUACCUGAUAAAAUUGAAUUGAUUGAAAUAUCAAGUAAAGAUUUGAGUCCAGUUAGUGUCGAUCUCAUUUCCGACAUAUGUAAGGCAACUAAUAAGGAUACAAAUGUAGUCACAAGAUAUGAUAACCAGUGGUACUAUAAUCAAAGAUGUUAUGAGUACUCAUCAUGUGCACAAUUAUCAAACAGUAAUGUUUCAAAAUAUUGCACAGUACAGAAAAACCAAGAAUAUGAUCCAUUGAUGAAGAGCUGCAGCUACCCUGAUAACAUUUAUUCUCAAAAUAAUGAAAGUUACUUUAGGAAUGUUGAAAGCAAACCUGCACCAAAUGAUAUGCUGCAAGACUAUAAUAAUUAUCAGUAUUAUGACAAAUAUCAAGAGAAUGUCAACUUAUUCCCAGGAGAAAGUUACUUCAACCCUGCUCAACAAAUACCUUUUGAGCCCUCUAUGUCACAGCAAACAGAAGAAUCAAAUGAAAGUGAUAUUAUUGUGGAAGAGUCUGAUGAUGAUGUUACAGAUUAUAGUGAAGAUCAAGAGAAGAGAGUUAACAUAAUUUCUCAUAGAUGUAUAGUUUGUAAUUUGGUUUAUGCUCCACUAGGAAUUCAGUUUUACUUUCUCACAAAAGACACUCCUUUAACUAUGUCUAGUCAGAUUCCAGUUAUUAGAAAGAUAAGUGGUAUAGUUGGUAAUAUCCCUAAUGAUGUACAUAGUUAUCUCUGCAGUGAAUGCUUAGGGCUUAUUAAUACUAUUGAUCAUCUUGAGUUUAGGCUUAAAGAUUUUAACCAAGAACUGAUCACCAAAUUUGAGAAAACUUGUGAGAUAAAUGGUAAAACUUGUCCACCAAAAGCUAAUGCACAUGUGAAAAUGAGAAAGAAGAAAGUACACUUUCAAAAAUAUAGGUGUAAAAUAUGUAAAAAAGUAUUAUGCUUCAAACAGUACUAUCUGUAUCAUUAUAAAAAACAUCAGAGAAAAAUAUUAUGUGAGCAAUGUGGUAAAAUAUUUUCUAAUAGAAGUAAGUUUAAUAUUCAUGUAAAGAAGCAUAAUUUGAUAAGCAUUCAUAAAAUAGACUCAUUCAAAUGUUUCAACUGUGAUAAAAAUUUUAGAACUAAAUCGAACUUGAAAGAACAUGAAAACUAUUGCACAGGUGCAUAUCCUUUUGACUGCAAAUAUUGUGAUAAGAAAUUUGCAUCAUCUACUAAAUUGAAGAACCAUGUAAAACUGAAGCACGAUAAAAAGUUUGUUGCUAUCUGUUCUAUUUGUAACAUUGGGUUUAUAAAAGUUUCAGAUUAUAAAAGUCAUAUGGUUACUCACAGCACAGAGAAAAAAUUCAGUUGCAAAAAAUGUGAUAAGAGCUAUAAAACUGUUAGUAAUUUAAAUUUUCAUAUGAAAGUUCAUGAGGAAAUAUUACCUUUCAUUUGUAGCAUAUGCAAAAAAGGUUUCAUGAGAAAAGAGUAUCUUGAAGCCCAUGUUAGUAAUCAUAAUGGAAUUAAAAAUUACAACUGUACUAUUUGCGAUAAAAAGUUUGUGUCUCAAAAGAACCUUGAUGCUCAUUUGAAAUACCAUGAUGGAACUUUGGUAAAACAUACAUGUAAUAUUUGUGAGAAGAAAGUAACAACAGGUUUUGAAGAGCAUUUAAGAAUACAUAGUAAUUUGAAAGAGUAUGAAUGUCAAUACUGUGAUAUGAGGUUUAAUACUAAAGGGACAUUGAGAAAGCAUAUUGUAAAGAAACAUCCUAAUGACAAAUAAAGUAGUAACUUUUU